Oryzias latipes (Japanese medaka) is the source of this 3978-nucleotide messenger RNA. NCBI's taxonomy places the organism in Eukaryota, Metazoa, Chordata, Actinopteri, Beloniformes, Adrianichthyidae. The record is from RefSeq and is a predicted model, not a curated record.
UAGAGUGGAGACUGAGAGCCAGGCCUUCUCCACCAACAUCAGUGUGUGACCACACGAAUAACCUUUAUGAAGAAUGGUCAGAAAUUCCUACAAACACUCCUCAACUUGUGGACAGUCUUCCCAGAAGAGGUAAAGCUGUAACAUCUGCAAAAGGUGGACCAACAUCAUAUUGAACUCUUUGGGCAAUGAUCAACGUCACCUUCAGGAUGAACACUCAAAGCUUUUGUAUUUGAGCUGCUGGAAUGUGCUUUGUGAUUGACAGAGAGCUGGACUUUAUCACCACGAGUGCUACCUGGGAUUCCCUCCGGAACGGUCCGUUCAAUCCACGCUCGCCUCGCCAGCUGUUCAUGUCCUCGCAGCCUUCACCGAAGCCCUCCAGCCACGCCACGUCUUCCUGCUACUCACCUGCAAUCUGGAACCGAAGAUCCCGCUUUUGGAAAAUCACCUGCUGGCUCAAAGCUUUUAUGUGGUUUGAGCUGUAUAUUUCAGAGAGCAGUCUGUUAGGGGGAAAAGAGCUGGGUCAGAGUUUGGUACUCCAUCCUACCGAAUAGAACAUUAAAGAGUCGGUGCAGAGGAGCAUCAACUGUGUCACGGUUUAUCCAGAUUUAGUAACAUUAUUUAGCUUUUUUAACCCCGAGCUUUGCUUCAAAGGACGAGCCUGCUUCACCUUCAGUAAAAACCCAUCAAUGCUCAUAACAGCUGAAAAGCUGUGAUGAGUUUGGGUCGGCACCAAGUGAUGCUUCUAGUUUCAACUUUUCCAGAUCUGGGAUUUUCUCCAACAGAAUGCUGAGUAUGACCGACUCUAAGCAGCUCUGAGUUUGGUUUCAAGCAUCUCAGCAGAUGUUUGCUGAUAAGCUGAUCCUCUAUAGCAUAUAUGUUUACUCCUCAGGUAUCCCAUGACGCAACAGGACAGGAGGAGGAGCUUCAGUAUGAAGCUCCAAAUACAGUUUUACUGAUUUAGAUUGGAGUGAAAACAUUAAGACUUUCUCUUACACACAGCAGUGUUUACCUGUCCUGCAGGGUUUGAAUGAAGUCCUGGUUAAACUCACCUGUCUACCUGAGGACUGCACCCUUUAGUCUGCAGGUGUAGGUGCUAAACUGUUUGGAUUACACGCAGCAAAAAGAGCUGGCCAACCUCAGUCUGCCUCUAAUUUACACCUGUCUGCAGCACUUCUCUUCCUUCUGGUUCAGAACCUCUUUGUCGUCCUCAUGUCAGUCCUGGAUGAAGAAAAGGCACAAGCAGAAAGAGGGAGAAGCAGGAAGGAGGAGUCUGUCUGUCAUCCUAUCACUCCCAUCAUGAGCUACAAGCUUCGACCCCCCAGCCCCAGGAUCACAAGGACGUCUAGUUACAAGACAACUUUCAGCCCUGAAAAAACAGCCUCCUCCGUCCAGGGGGGCCCUUCCCAGCAGGGCUCCCCACCCAGGACUCCACGCAGGCUCAGUUUUAGUGGGAUCUUCAGGUCAGCCUUCAGAGAUGUGAACCAGCAACUUCCAUUAUCACCUGCCAGAAACAAACUGUUCAUCCGCAACAGCAGAAAAAAGGCCAGAGCCCAAAGCCUGAGCUCGCCUCCCCCGGCUCCCCCUCCUGCUCCCCCUUCCAGCAGGGAGGAGGAUGUUGUUUUCCAGCUACAGACGUACCUGUCGGAGCCGCAGCGUCCAGAGAGCAGGAGGCUGCGCUCUUUUUCCUCCCCACCUGACCCCGGACAACGCUUCGCUCUCCCAACCUCCACCUUCGCGUGCUGCCAGCAGCCGCCCCAAGCCCCACCCACUCAUGCGUCUCCUCCAAUCAGCAUUCAGGCCGGGGCUGCAGACGGCAUGACGGAGCAGCAGGACCUAGAUGAUGCAGUGUCCGAGGAGUCAGAAAGAGACAUCUACAUGCGCUUCAUGAAGUGCCACAAGUGUUAUGACAUCAUCCCCACCAGCUCCAAACUGGUGGUGUUCGACACAACACUGCAGGUUAAGAAGGCUUUCUUUGCUUUGGGGGCCAACGGAGUUAGAGCCGCUCCACUUUGGGAGAGCAAGAAGCAGAGCUUUGUUGGAAUGUUGACCAUCACAGACUUUAUUAACAUCCUGACCAGAUACUACAAGUCGCCCAUGGUGCAGAUCUAUGAACUGGAGGAACACAAGAUUGAGACAUGGAGAGAGCUGUACCUGCAGGAGACUUUCAAACCUCUAGUCCACAUCCCACCUGAUGCCAGCAUAUUUGAAGCUGUUUACUCUCUGAUCAAGAACAAGAUCCACCGCCUCCCUGUCAUCGAUCCGAUCAGUGGGAACGCACUCUACAUCCUGACCCACAAAAGAAUCCUGAAGUUCCUUCAGCUCUUUGUGUGUGAGAUGCCCAUGCCGGCCUUCAUGAAACAGUCUCUGCAGCAGCUCGGCGUCGGGACAUACUCCAACAUUGCCUACAUCCACCCUGACACGCCGCUCAUCACCGCGCUGUCCGUCUUCACUCACCGCCGCGUCUCCGCCCUCCCUGUUGUCGACCACAACGGUCGGGUGGUGGACAUCUACUCCAAGUUUGACGUCAUUAACCUGGCUGCCGAGAAGACCUACAACAACCUGGACGUGACAGUCACUCAGGCGCUGCGGCACCGCUCGCAGUACUUUGAGGGGGUCAUGAAGUGCAACAGACUGGAGACGCUGGAGACCAUCGUGGACCGCAUUGUGAAGGCCGAGGUUCACAGGCUGGUUGUGGUGGAUGAAGAUUCUCGUAUUGUUGGCAUCGUGUCGCUGUCUGACAUCCUGCAGGCUUUGGUCCUCACUCCUGCAGGUCUGGAACGGAAGGAGUCCAUCUCCUCUCAGCCCACAGAGGUUGACACAGCUGAGUCAGAGACACCUCACAGAAUAGAACCGGAUCAGAAUCAGGAACAGGAGCUGGAACCUGAGGCUCUAAAGAAACCCGAACUGGACAAAGAGUCUAAUGAAGACUCAGAAACAGCUUUCAGGGAGGCUUCACAGAGCUGCCAGCAAAGGGAGACAGAGGAAGCAAAAGCAGAGCAAAGGGAGGAGGAAGGAGAUGAGGAGACGCCACAGAGAGAGACAGCGGAGACGGAAGGACAGGGGGCCGAGGAGGAGACGCAUAGAAAGACGGAGGAGAAAGAGGAGGCCAUGGUGGAGGGGAAGGAAGAAGAGGUGGACGAGAAAACCCAGGAGGAGGAACAGGAAAAGAAGAGUGGUGAAGAGGAGGAAGAGGGGGAGAAGACAGAGGAGGAGAACAACACAGCUGAAUGUGAGGAACAAGAGGAAGAAGGAAAGAACAAUGAGGACGAAACUGAAGAGGGAGGUGAGGAAGAGGGACUAGAGCAUAGAGCUGAUGAAGGAGGCAGUGAAGAGGAGGUGUGACAUCAUCUCUGCAGGUCCACGUAGGGCUAACCUCCAAAGAAGAAAUUGGGGUUGUGAUUGGACAGCAGCUCUGCCAGUGGGAGGGGCUUUUGAGUCUGACUUGAACCUAUCAAUGAUGUUUAAGAUUUUUAUUCUGGUUAAGUCUCCUUGCCCCCCUGGUGAUGAAGGCCAGGUUCCACCAUAUCAGAAACUGUUUCCAGCUUUGACAAACAAACGUGUCGGAUUUACUAGUUUGAAAUCCAUGAAACUGGACCAGAACCAAGAGUGGACGAUGUGAUGCACUGACGGAACAAAGUUUCGGAUGGACUGUAGGGGGGGGGGGGGGGGGUUGAGCUGGUUAAUGAUUUCAAUGUUCAAUGAUUUUUAGAACCAUAAAAAAAAUCAUAGUUGUUGGUAAAACUUGAUAUUUUAUAAAAUAUAAAGAAAAUAUGUUAUUCAUAGAUAAGUGUAUUGAUGCAUUUGCAGGUGAAGGGGCGGGGCUUCAUACAGAUCAGACCAAAUGAGGGUUUAAGCAAACUAUAUCUUUACUUUUUUAAGUUGUUGCCAUAUUGCUGAGUUAUCAAAUAUUUCCAUGGAGACGAGACUUCCUGUCAGAUGUGCUUCAAAAUUGAUCAAAUAAAGCUCCUGAUGAUUUUA